AUGGCAGCGGCGGCGGCAGCAGCAGCAGCUGAGGAAGGACAAGUGAUUAGCGUCCACUCCAUUGAUGAAUGGAAACUGCACCUCAAAAGGGGUCUCGAUUCUAAGAAAUUGGUGGUGGUUGAUUUCACAGCUUCAUGGUGCCCACCAUGCCGUUUCAUUGCUCCCGUCUUGGCUGAGAUGGCCAAGAAGACACCCCAUGUUAUUUUCCUGAAGGUUGAUGUGGAUGAACUCCAGGCUGUGGCCCAGGAAUAUGAAGUUGAGGCUAUGCCGACCUUUUUGUUCUUCAAAGAGGGGAAGGUGAUUGACAGGAUUGUUGGUGCAGAUAAGGACGACUUGCAGAAAAAAGUUGCUAUACACGGUGCCCUUACUACUACUGCCUGA
This is a messenger RNA of Striga hermonthica, 381 nucleotides long. NCBI's taxonomy places the organism in Eukaryota, Viridiplantae, Streptophyta, Magnoliopsida, Lamiales, Orobanchaceae. The record is from the annotation of a GenBank genome assembly.